Prorocentrum cordatum is the source of this 2552-nucleotide messenger RNA. NCBI's taxonomy places the organism in Eukaryota, Dinophyceae, Prorocentrales, Prorocentraceae. The record is from the annotation of a GenBank genome assembly.
UGAGGGCGCGCCGACUGGCGACGGGUCCCGUUUCCGUGUGGGAUCGGCGCGCCCCGUCGCCGCAUCAGGCCGCACCGGCCUCGGGUCUCGGGGGGGUGCCUUCCCCGACCCGUGGGCGUGGCGCCCGCGCGCCGGGGCCACGGAGCCGCCGGAGCGCCGUGGAGUCGUAGACUCGGGGCAGCCCGCUGGCACAUGUUUCGGGUUGACCCAAAAGGGGGUCCAGCGACAAGGGGGUGGUGCAAUAGAUUUGGUGCAAUAGAUUUGUGGGGUUGCAAUACAUUCGAGGUGUGCAGUACACUAGGUCACCCAAAAUGUUGGCCUCGGCGCUGUUGGGAGCCCAGGCUGACGCCUCGCGAAUGGCGAGACCGAGAGAAGGCCAGGGGCUCGUCACGCGCACACGCGCAGCAGACACUGGCGGAUCAUAUGCUUGCGCAUAAGGUUGUGUAUUUCCAGGGUCCCGAUCCUUCCUGUUGGGGAGGCCAUCGCAACUGGCAUGCCUGCUGCACAGUAGAGAUCGCGGCUGGGUUUGUGGAGAUGCUGCCCCCUGGCAACACCCAGUGCUGGACGCACGGGCUCACGUUCGAGCGCUGCUGCAUCGGGCACGCACUGAAGCUUUCAGUUCCAGGAUGGAUGUUCGCACCAAUUCAAGGGGACGGUGAUCAAUUGCCUUCCGACCGGUUGCCAGGCGGUUGCCCAGAAGCUUAUGAAGCGUAUGCCAUUGUCGGAUCUUUGGAGGGUUUUCCCAGAGGCGAUGCUUGGUGGUUCCAUGCGAUUCAUCCUUUCGAUCCUAUUGUUGAUCCUCACUGGCACGUAGUGGAGAGUGGCCACCUUUUGUUGUGGAUCCCUCAGGAGCUCACUGGCACUGUUGGCAUUCGGAGGCGCUUCAAUUCAACAUCUCAGGCUGACGCCGCACUGCAUGUGGCUAGCAUCGUGAUCGAGCCUGACGGUGGGUCCGUGUUCUUCCAUCAGUGGGCCUGCGUUGCGGGGCCGCCAGCGUUAGCGUAUAACAGAGCUCGAAUUUUGGCUCGAACGUGGGCUCCGCUAUGGAAUGCUAUUGCGUACGAUUGGGUGGGGCUUUGGGUUCGUGAGCUCCCUUCCACUUGGCGUCGCGCUCAAUCUCUGGGCCAAGCAGCAGACUUGGACCUUCUCUCCAUUGAUAUCGUGCACGCCCAGGAGACGAGACCUAUAUGCGUAGCUGCUGGAGACUCCGAACCGGCAUCUUGCGAUUGGAGCCGCAUGCCGUCUUUCGUGGGGAUAGUCGUUGUUUUUUGUGCAUUACCAGGUCUCGCAUCAUUACCACGAGCUUCAACCGCUUUGUUUAGCAGCGAUGGCAGCGCCUCGAUUAUCCUCGACGUGUGGCGUGUUGUGAUGACAGUCCUAGUGGUCUGCGCACAUCUGCAGAAUGUGCCAGUCCUUCAGGAAUAUCACAUUUCAGGGAACUUGUUGGCGUUAGCCCUUUCGGUUCGAUUGCAGGGGGCACCUUGCGGUGUUCUUGCGCGUAUCGGCCGCCGGUUUGCCCGUCAGUUGCCAUUGCGAGCAGUCGUUUGCUUGCUCUGGUUAUUUUGUGUGCGUGGGCUCUUCAGCCUCUCAUUGACAGGAAGGCCGUGGUUGGUACCCAGGCCUCUGCGGCACAAAGCACACCUCCUGGACGAGACUGCAAGUAUGGCGACUCGCCAUUACGAGGAGUCUGGCUGGGGCUUUCUCUCCGAGCUGUUUGUUCCACCAUCGCUUUGGUUCAGUGUCGGCGAGUAUCCCAUGAAGGUCAGCGUGAACAUGUGGUUCUUCCGGGCCGAGAGCACUGCGUGGGUGCUGGUCAUGGUGUGCAGAAGGGUGGGCGUUGUCGGCUGGCUGAUGCUGGGUGGUAUCGUCCUGGCUGAAGUGCGGAGCAUCGUUCUCGGUGGUGCAGAUGCCGACCGUGAGGAAUGGGACACUCCAGCCAAAGCGUUUCCGAUUAUCGUCACUGCCUAUAUCUCGGCGUCGGCUUGGCGCACUGCAUGCUGCGGUCGCCGCUGGUAUGUGCUCGCUUCAGCUGGCAUUCUUGCAGCGGGUGCGGCUUUGUGGUUUCAGUGGUGUGCGCUUUGCUCGAAUGGCACAGGCAACAUGGCUCCGGGAGCCAGGCGCACGGCCUGCUGGAUGGUGGCGCUCUCGUGGAGCUGCCUGUACACCAUCGGCAUGGUGGGAUGCUUGGACGUGGGAGCCAGUGGCUUCUCCGUGGUGUUCCGGGCCGCACCAAUCCUGCGGGCGGUCUUGGGAUCUUGGGCCAAGCUUGGCUUCGGGGUGUGUGUGGUCGGGGAUAAGGUCAUAAGCCUGUUUUGGACGGGCUUGGACACUCGCUUCUGGGAGCGCGCACGAGCUGCCUCGCUCCCGCAGUGCUACGUGACGGCUUUGGUGGCCUCGGCCGCUGCUUUUGUAUUCAUCCAGACACCCGCGCAAAUUGCGUGCGAUUGGCUGUGGAGCAUGGCCCCUGGUCUCGCCAGCCGUGGAUACGUCUGCAAAUCGGGUUCAAGCAAGGUGCAUAGUGAUUGAUCUGUUGUCAUGAGGAGCGCUUGGCU